CGUGCCAUGGGGUCCUGCUCAGAGCACCACCCGCCUUGCUGGGCCUCCAGUCUCCUGGGGUUCAUCAGCCUCCUCCUCAGUGUCUGCAGUGCUGUGGCUGAGAGUUCUGGGGCACACGGCUCUGCAGUUAAGGAUUCCGGAGCCCACGUUCCUCUGAAGGGGAUCCGAGGAGAGUCUGUCUUGUUUGAUGUGACCAAGAAGGCAGGAGCAGUUCUGGAAGCUGAGCUGGAGGAGGUCUUCUGGAGCUUUACCCCUGAGUCAGACUACAGAGUCAUGUUUCGAAUCCAGAGAGGCAUCCAGGCUCCAACCUGGUUCAGCCUCCAGGACAAAUUCCAGCAGAGGGUCCAGGUGCCCAGCUUGUCCUCCCUGAAGAUUGAGAACCUGACCCUUGAGGACAGUGGGCAGUACCGAGCUCAAGCCAGGUUAAUGGAAGGAAGAGAAGUUAUGCAGUUUUUCCACCUUACUGUCUAUGAGCUCGUGCCCCAUCCCCACAUCCUGGCUCAGUCACCAUCCAUCGGACCAGGCUGGUGCAAUGUCACCCUGGAGUGCAGGGCUCCAGGGGCCAUAAGGGACCUUAACGUGACCUGGGAGAGCAGGGGCCUCCUCAGGGAAUUGGAACAGAGAGGGACACCAGGACAAGCCUUUAACUCCUGGAGCCUGGUUGUGAGUUUGCCCCUGAGCCAACCCGAUGCCAGCUUUACCUGUGUGGUCAGCAACCACAUGGACCAGAAAACUGCUACCAAAGAUCUUGGGGACAUCUGUGUCCAAGGAGCUGCUGGAGGGUCUGAUGUGUCAGUGUCACUUAAAACCGCCUGUGACCUUCUCCCCUGA
Messenger RNA from Propithecus coquereli (Coquerel's sifaka), 831 nucleotides. Its product is annotated as SLAM family member 9-like. Bases 7 to 831 code for a protein of 274 amino acids. Lineage: Eukaryota; Metazoa; Chordata; Mammalia; Primates; Indriidae. The transcript is spliced from 4 exons. The record is from RefSeq and is a predicted model, not a curated record.